AAGCAUCCACUGACCAGCUGCACCAAAGCAAAGCGCCUAACCGCCCACCUUACACGCGCGCCCCAGCACCUUCCCCCCUGUAAACUCUGAUCAUAAAAGUGCGUCGCCCUCGCUCUCUUCCUCUUCCUCUUCAAAGGAGAACAUCUCUUUAUCUCUCUCUCUCUCUCUCUCUCUCUCUCUCUCUCUCUCUCUCUCUCUUCUUGGAGCCUGGAGAAGACGAAGGAACAGGGAGCAGAGGAACAUUCAAGUUGCUGCGACGGCUGAAAUCUGAAGCAAGCAGAGAAACACCAGCUGGUCAAGAUGUCAGCUGGUUUACAGCUUGGUGUGAUUGGGUCACUUGCCCUUUCCGUUGCAUCUUCAGUUGCCAUUGUUAUCUGCAACAAAGCACUCAUCAGCACACUUGGUUUUCCAUUCGCUACAACAUUAACAAGCUGGCAUCUGAUGGUGACCUUCUGCACCCUCCAUGUGGCACAACGCUUACAUUUCUUUGAGCCCAAGGCAAUUGAUGGACAGACGGUGAUACUCUUUGGGUUGCUGAACGGCACCUCGAUUGGCCUUCUCAACCUUAGUUUAGGAUUCAACUCCAUUGGAUUCUAUCAGAUGACAAAAUUGGCAAUCAUACCCUUCACUGUGCUAUUGGAGACAAUCUUCCUGAAGAAAAGAUUCAGUGAGAGCAUCAAGCUUUCUCUUCUGGUCUUACUUCUUGGAGUAGGCAUCGCUUCAGUUACUGACCUCAAGCUAAAUCUGCUCGGGUCCAUCCUUUCUGGCCUCGCUAUUGCCACCACUUGUGUUGGUCAAAUCCUCACAAAUACAAUACAGAAGAGAUUGAAGGUCUCCUCAACGCAGCUUCUGUACCAAUCCGCGCCGUACCAGGCAGCAAUUUUGUUUGCAACUGGCCCUUUUGUGGAUCAACUCCUUACUAACCGCAGUGUCUUCGCACACAAAUACUCUGCUCCAGUUUUGGCUUUCAUUGUCCUAUCUUGCUUGAUUGCGGUGUCUGUGAACUUCAGUACAUUCCUCGUGAUUGGAACAACAUCCCCGGUGACAUACCAGGUGCUUGGCCACCUUAAGACAUGCUUGGUUCUAUCAUUUGGUUACACUCUAUUACAUGAUCCUUUCACUCUACGGAACAUAUUGGGCAUUCUGGUAGCCAUAUUUGGGAUGGCACUGUACUCCUACUUCUCAGUGAGAGAAAGCAAGAAGAAGUCAACAAAUGAUGCUCUGCCAGUUUCACAGAUGCCAGAUAAGGAGGCUGAACCACUUUUGGCAACGAAAGACAGCAACGACACCAAAAAAGCAAAUGGUUUAUCUCACGACUGCUAAGGCUUUUCUUGUAGUUUAGGUCUAGUAUGAACAACUGCCCUUCGAAUUUAAAGGACCUGGAAAGCCAUUCAUUCCAUUCUUGAUUUCCUUUUUAGGAAAAGGAAGUUUUUUAUAUGUGUAGAGAAUGUAUAUUUUUUUAUAUUACAAUUAUUAUUUGAUUAUAUUUUUCAAUUUUCACGCAGCAGUUCCAGCUGAAGCUUUACUAGUACAGAUCUCAAACUAUACUUUAGCGCAUGUAGUUCUCUAUUUCCCUUAGCCAGCCCACAAAAUCAAGAAAUAAAAUCUUGAGACAUUCCAGA
Molecule: messenger RNA, 1622 nt
Organism: Setaria italica (foxtail millet)
Lineage: Eukaryota; Viridiplantae; Streptophyta; Magnoliopsida; Poales; Poaceae
Product: UDP-xylose transporter 1
Exons: 8
Coding region: 301-1323 (340 amino acids)
Cellular component (GO): Golgi apparatus
Molecular function (GO): UDP-xylose transmembrane transporter activity; antiporter activity
Source: RefSeq, a predicted model, not a curated record